Brenthis ino (lesser marbled fritillary) is the source of this 1536-nucleotide messenger RNA. The record is from the annotation of a GenBank genome assembly. NCBI's taxonomy places the organism in Eukaryota, Metazoa, Arthropoda, Insecta, Lepidoptera, Nymphalidae.
AUGAAUGAAGAUAAUUCUGUCACGGACGAUUUAAAGAGACAAGCCGCUUUGUUUUAUAAUUCUACAAAAAGAGAAACAAUAAAUCAAACUCCAAGUAAUAAGUAUAAGACAUCAUGGCAGUUUUGGAAGAAGCGGCGACUAGUCGUGGCAUUACUGGCUUUCUUCGGGUUUUUCAACGUGUACGCCUUAAGGGUGAAUCUCUCUGUAGCAGUAGUCGCUAUGACGGAACCUUUGGAAAUGGAACUUGAAAAUGGAACAGUUGUCUUUGUUCCAGAAUUUGACUGGUCGUCGCAAACGAAGGGUCUAGUGUUGAGUUCCUUCUUCUACGGCUACAUCAUCACCCAGCUACCGGGCGGAUGGCUAGCAGCUAAGAUAGGAGGUAACAGGAUGUUCGCCAUAGGAGUUGGAGCCACAUCUCUUUUGACGCUUUUCACGCCUCCUUUAGCACAUACCAGCACGGCUUUACUCAUUACAGUGCGUGUCAUUGAAGGUUUGUUUGAGGGUGUAACAUACCCCUGUAUCCACGCGGUCUGGUCUCGCUGGGCCCCCAGCGAGGAACGCGCGAGACUCGCAACAUUCGCCUUCAGUGGCAGCUACGUCGGCACCGUGGUGUCUAUGCCGAUAUGUUCCAUGCUAGCACACUACACGGGAUGGCCCGGCAUAUUCUAUGUUUUUGGUAUAAUGGGCUUAGUAUGGACAACAAUAUGGUGGCUCGUAGUCAAAGAAUCUCCAGAGAAGGACCCUCAUAUUACUGCUGCUGAAUUAAAAUAUAUACAGGAAUCCCGAGGCGCUAUGGCGACGGAUGGGUCUCAGAUUAAACAUCCGUGGAAGGCGAUGUUGACUUCUGGCCCGGUGUGGGCGAUAGUGAUGGCGCAUUUUAGUGAGAACUGGGGAUUCUACACACUGCUCACGUUCCUACCUACUUUUAUGCAAGAUGUAUUCAAAUUCAAAACAUCGCAGACUGGAUGGCUGUCGGCAGUCCCGUACUUGGCCAUGGCGAUAGUGCUCCAGGUGGCGGGCCACAUGGCGGACUGGCUGCUGCGGAUGGACGUAAUGUCAAGGACAAAUAUACGGAAACUGUUCAACUGUGGCGCGUUUUUAUCUCAGACAAUCUUCAUGAUAGCGGCCGCAUACGCCCCUUCUGUGUCAGGCUGUGUCAUUUGUCUCACCAUCGCGGUGGGGCUCGGGGGAUUCGCUUGGUCUGGAUUUAGUGUCAACCACCUGGACAUAGCACCGCCACACGCCAGUGUGCUGAUGGGAUUGUCUAACACCAUAGCAACUUUGCCUGGCAUUAUCAGCCCCCCUCUCGCAGGCUCGAUAGUUACUAACAGAACGGCAGAAGAAUGGCGGAUAGUAUUCUUCAUAUCCAGUUUCAUAUAUCUCCUGGGAGCGAUCGUAUAUGGCGUAUUUUGUUCUGCGGAGAAACAGCCGUGGGUGAUGGAAGUCGAUAGCGAUGCCAGCUUUGAUACAGAUGGCGCUUCCGUUACUACUGCAAGGGGAUACGAUAAUAAAGCUAUGGAUAGAAGCUCUGAAAUG